Doryrhamphus excisus (bluestripe pipefish) is the source of this 3964-nucleotide messenger RNA. It is a transcript of the gene acin1b, whose product is annotated as apoptotic chromatin condensation inducer 1b. Lineage: Eukaryota; Metazoa; Chordata; Actinopteri; Syngnathiformes; Syngnathidae. The record is from RefSeq and is a predicted model, not a curated record. Gene Ontology annotation, cellular component: precatalytic spliceosome; ASAP complex. Gene Ontology annotation, molecular function: RNA binding. Gene Ontology annotation, biological process: RNA splicing.
GGCUUGUCGGGAGUACUUUAGACAAGCAAAGGGAGCAAAAUGGCGGACGAGGAUAUUACGCUUGAUGGACAACCUUUACAAUCGCUCCGUGUCGCGGAUUUGAAAGCCGCGCUGGAGCAUAGAAACCUCCCCAAGAGCGGAGCAAAAAACAAACUCAUUCAGCGACUGAAAGGGGUGCUCAUGCUGGAGAACCUGCAAAAGUCAUCUUCCUCUCACAGUGAGCGGCAGCCUAACUCUCAGAUUGGUGAAGAGAUGAGCCAGAAUAGCAUCAUAAAACAGUACCUGGCCAAGCAACAGGAACUUCUCCGCCAAAGGAUGGAGAGUGAGGCCCAGCGAGAGGACGAGAAAACUGAAAGUCCAGCUGUAGCAGAUGAUGAAGACCACUCAGACAAUGACAGCUACUCCUCUGUCUCUAACAUGAAACACCCCAUGCCGCCCCAGCAGCCACUCAACAGGACAGAACAGAUAGCUGGAGGUGGAUCUCUGAUGGGUGAGGGCAUGAUGUUUAACCAGGAGACCCCUGAGGCUCCAGGAGCGAAGAGUCAGAGGGCCACUUUUCCUCAGGGACACAAGGAGCCACCAGCCCCUUCACCUCCACGUGCUGUGGCCUCCUUGUCGGUGCGGGUCCUGGGCCAGCCUGACCGCCAGGGCCUACCCCCUGCUGUGUCCAGAGGCCAGGAGAAAGAGGGAGUGGCGCCCAGAGAGCCCGGAUCAGCUCACCCUGUUCUUCACCUAAGCCGAUCUGCUGGUGUGGCAUCCGGCGAUCAUGUCCACGAGGACAGUGAUGAAGAUGAUGACAGUGAUAGUGAGGACGAUGAUGAUUGGAGGCCUGGUACCGGUGAGGCACGAAAAGACAACCGAGCCCCUCCACAGCCUCCGCAGAUGCCCAGUGUGCCUUCUGCUGCCGCAAGAUCCAAACGUAAGCUUCAGCUUCCGCAGCACAUCCCACCACCACAGCCACACCAGAACCUGAUGCAACUACGCCACCCAACACCUCCUCCCUCGCCACCUCCGGACCUGUUUCGCCUCCCGGAUACUCCCAAGCAAAGCCCGCCAGACACCGACGACAAGGAGGGAGAAAGCUCAGAAGCCGCACAGGCUCUCCCACCUCCCGCCUGGCAGAGGCAAGACUCCGAUUCAAGCUCCCGUUCCAGCAGUCCCGAGCCCCUCGCACAGCGCAGGCCGGGCCCCCUCUCAAUGCUGGUGCACAAGAUGGAGUCAGAAGAGGCAGGGUCUGCCACCUCUGCAGGUACCAGUCAGUCUGUGCUCCAGAUGCAGCAAGAGAAGAUGGAGGUUGAAAGCAAACAGCAGCAAGAGGAGGUCAAAGAAAGGGUGACAACUGAGCUUGACAAGGGGAAACAGGCAGACAACUUCACGACUGCUCCGACCGAAACUCGAGAUGCAGGCUCCUCAUCUGACACAGACUCACAAUCGGACUCCUCUUCAAGCUCCUCAUCAUCAUCACCACCAGUGAGGGUUCAAUCUCACCGUGCGAGGCAGCUCAAGAAAGCUGACCAAGGACAAGAAGAAAAUGAUGAGACAAAGGGGAAGGGUUCACAGAAGGGUCGCCUCCUAAAAAGAGAGGUGUCCGAGCCCAGCCUGGCUGCGGUGUCAGAGGCUGACCCAGACUUGGAGAUCCCUGUGGCCCAGCAGCUGGCAUCGGGGGCUGAGGAAGUCAACAUCGAGGACCACCCAGAGGAGAGCACCACUCCAAAGGCUUUUGCUGCUCGUAAAAUCUCUUUGACCAACAGCAAGACUUUCCCCAGCACUACAACCGAUGGAGGAGGGGGAGACCCCGACGCCGUAGCUGUGGCAGGGAGGAAGAGACGUUGGGGCUCCAGCACAGCAGUCACUUCCAAGAAGCCAUCCAUCAGCAUCACUACUGACUCACUCAAGUCUUUAAUCCCAGAUAUCAAAGUAGCUCAGGAGGCCGUGGUUGACUUGCUGCACCCAGAGGAGUUGCAGAUGUCCGGGGAUGAGGACAACCAAGACAGUGGCCAGGGUGACCAGGACAAAGGCCUCAAGAUUCGUCGCACGGUCACACAAGUGGUCCCAGGGGACAACCAGGAGAAUGGGCAGGGAGAUAUGAAAGAGGAGGAGGAGGGAGAGAUAGCUGAGCAAGAAACGCAGCACAUGACCCCCACAGACAAAUCUAAGAAAAGACUUUCUGAUGAGACGUGUGAUAAGCCUGAUGCUGAGCCAAAGAAAGUUUCCCCCAGUGACAGUUUGGUACGUCGCUCCAUCAGUCAACAGAGGUCUGGAGUGUCUGUCACUAUAGACGACCCUGUACGAUCCACUAGGCAGCCCUCACCGCCACGCGGCAAACUCUCCAACAUCAUCCAUGUGACCAACUUGGUCCGGCCGUUCACUUUGGGCCAACUCAAAGAGCUGCUAAACCAAACUGGCAACGUGGUGGAGGAAGGCUUCUGGAUUGACAAAAUCAAGUCACACUGCUAUGUCACAUAUGCUACGACAGAAGAGGCAGUGGCCACCAGAGCUGCUCUGCAUGGAGUCAAAUGGCCUCAGAGCAAUCCCAAAGUGCUUAGUGUGGAUUUCUGUGAACAGGAUGAGGUGGACUUUCACAAAGGUAUCCUGAAGCCAAAUCAAGAGGAGCACCAAUUGCCUCAGCUGGCCCCUCCCCAGAUCCGGCUGCCCCCUCUCAUGCCCGAACGAGACAAGGAAAAGGAGCGAGAUCGUGAGCGAGGAGCGACAGGCGUGCGGGACCUGUGGGCCGAGCGCCAACGUGAAAUGGAGCGUCGAGAACGGGCUCGCGGGGAGCGUGAGUGGGACCGCGACAAGAUUCGGGAAUUUGCAAAGCCGGGAGAGGCGGAGCGACGCUCCAGGUCCCGUGACAGAGAGCGGAGGAGACGGGAGAGGGCAAAGAGUAAGGAGAGGAGGACUGAGAAGAAGGCAGAGAAGGGAGAAGAGGCUCCUGCAAAGCUCCUAGACGACUUGUUCCUCAAGACCAAAGCAGCGCCUUGUAUAUACUGGCUCCCCCUCACUGAAGAACAGGCUGUGCAGAGGCUGCUGGAGCGUGGCGAGCGCCAAAAGGAGCGUGAGCGACGGCUCAAGGAGAAAAAGGAAGAAGAGGAAAAAAGGCGGGAAGAGGAGAGGAAGGAGAGGCUAAAAGCCCGGGAGAAAGAAGGUGGCAGCGCCAUGACGAGCAGCAGGGGAGCAAGCGGGCGAGGAGCCGAUGCCGACCGAGACAAGGAACGAGGCUGGAGCGCAGACGGGGAGAGGAGGAGGGAAGGCGAUCGUCGUCCCGGGCGACCCACGGCAGGAACCACAGCUGGGUGGCGAUCUCGUAGCCGGAGCGACACCAGAGACAGGCGCCGCUGAAGGGGGACGCCUCACAAGCUGCUCACUUUAAUUGUCCCCUUUAGUCCGCUUCCUGUUGAAGUGUUUCAUUGUCUCCCCACUGGAGGGCAGACUCCCCCUUCAUAUGUUGUGCUUUUAACUGGCAUCUGUUGAAGAAAGAUGGAGGGGGGGCAGUGUUCUCUUGAGGUUUGGGAGGCUGCAUUUUUUUUCUUUUUUUCUUUCCCCUCAAAGUUCUGUGGUUCUGCAGUUUAUUCCUCCCAUAAAGUCCAAAAUAGAUAUCCUGUCCUCAGAUCAGUUUUAGUGUUUCACUCACUUUCAGAUUAGCGAGGGUUGUUUUAUUUUAUCGUAUUUUUCCUUUUUACAUUUUAACACAGCUUUACGGGCUGCUGUAUUGUGAAAGCAAACAAACCACGGUCUAAACACAAGUGUAAUUUAGCAAGGUGUGAUGGAAAGUCAUUUCUAUGCUGGAUGUGAUCAUCCCCAUGAAUGGACUCACCUGUUAAUCAUAUCUAUAUUCAAAUGGUUUGUCUUCUAAUAGAAUUCCAUUUUAUUAACAUUUUAUUCUUAGUUGAUUUUUUUCGUCCUUCCUGCAAGUACUGAAUGUAUUGCAAGUUCCAUAAAAGAAAUUAAUAAAUGUAAAAUGAUG